AUGCAGAGUGUGCCGGUGCUGCGCACAUUUGGCAACCAUCACGCUACCAACAACAACAGCAACAACAGCAGCAGCAGCGGCAGCACAACUAACAGCUCUAACCACAGCAGCGCCGGCAGCAACUCCAAUACAGCAGCAGCAGCAGCAGCAGCAACGGCAGCAACAUCUUUGCCAUCGACAUUGUUGGCUGCGCGCGCAAACACCCCACCGCUGCCGCCAUUACCGACCUCUUUUGUGGCAAUCAAGUGCGGCGGCCGCAACAACGAACCCACCACCAACAACAACAACACCAAUCUAAACAACCACACUGGUCACCAUAAAUUCAAUCACACAGACAGACCUGCACCUCUGCCACAUCCACUCACACUUGAACCGCCCGCCUCGUUGGGCUACAUUGCACACCACGGCCACCAUCAUUCCGCUCUUCUGCCAUCGUCCGCAUCGCCAUCGCCGUCGCUAACAACAUUCCAGCCAGCGCCGCCGACGCCGUUGGCGCUACAACCGCAUCACUUCAACUCGCUGGACUAUCGCGAACGCAAUCAAACUCACUACAAGCACGGCCAUGGCCAUCAGCAGCCGCCGCGCGAGCAGCAAACCACCAACCAGCGCACCAACACACUGGAUCGACGUAGCGCUGGUGCUGCCACCUCCUGCAUGGGCGAUUACAAUCAAAUUAGUCCGCACUACUUACAGACGUUCGAUAGCCUCGACCCGUAUGGCGUGGCCAAUUUGCAUUUGUACCGCAGCCAAUCGAAGUCACAAAUCUAUGGGCGCGGCAGCGCCAGCGGUAGUGGCAGCGGCAGCAAUGAUGGCUCUACGCACGAUGCUGUACUCUAUCACAGCAACAGCACUUUAAAUCACUAUCAACAGCAACAACAGCAGCAGCAGCUGGGCAACGAACAGCAACACUACCAAAGCAGCGGUCAGCGUCACGCUCUAAAUCAGCCGCCGCCGCCGCAGCAUCAUCAUCACAGUUUGAAGCAUAAUAAAAGCGGUAACAGCAAAACGCACAAGAUGAAAGGUAGUGCACACCAGCAGCAACAACAACAUUUGAGCCAACAACACAAACCAACAAAAUCGCGCAGCAAUCGCUCAUUGCAACAGCAACAGCCGCAGCAACAGUAUCAGCAACCGCCAACAGCCGAAAAGGUGGGUAAGAGUGGUCGCAGUGGCGUUAAAGAACGCAAGCAUAAUAGCAGUUGCGCCAACAGCGCCAACAAUAGCGCAACAAUGCAGAUUAGCAAUAUAAGCAAAGCGAAUUCGAUGACCAGCCAGUAUUCGAGCUCGAGUGAGAGCAUGCAAUGCGAUAAUAACUAUUAUUAGAGCCAAGAGCCAUGAGGCAAGCCAACGGCUCCUCAACGUUUCGAUUCAGCAAUGUCCUAAGAGCACACACCUGCCACCCAUAAGCGUUUUGUUGUUGUUUUACGCCUUAAUGUAAACCGUGUGCGUAUUUGUGUAUUGCACCAAAGUGUCGAUAGCGAUGCAGCGUAUUUACAGCCAUAAACACAAACAUACACUUACAUACAUAGAUGUUGCACACGCACACACAUACAUAUGUACCAAUGAAUAUUUAUUUGCACAUACAUAUGUACUUACAACAACGUCACCACCCACAAAUGCAAAAGUGCGCUUCAUGCGGCACAACAUUAUGGUUUAGUAAUAAAUGUAAGUGCCUCUUCUUAUGUAUGUAUAUCUAUUAUUUUUCUGUUUCUAUGUCCAUUUAACACACUACCAAUUGCUAUUGUGUUGCCUAAAUGUUUAUAAAGUAUAUAAGUUUUUUGAAAUUCAAUUAGAAUUUUUAAUGAGUAUUUUUUUUUUAUUAAAUCCAAGCUUACCUUCCAAACGGACGGUUAGUAAUAAAUAAGCUGUAAAUAUCGAAAAGAGGAUGUAGCGUUUACGCGGGAAAUUUUUGGUUUGGAUUCCUAUCGGAAAAUUUUAAAUUCGACAUUUAACCAAAGUUGGAAACUUAUAACUUGUAGAUGAGAUUUUUUUAUACUCGUGAUAAGAUAAGAUAGUUAGGUAGAAGUGCCCGUUGUGACACCACGACUAAGAGUUACACUCCCCCUUGCUUAAUCAUUUUGAAUCCUUAACGAAACUCGUCAGGUAUCUAGGGUUUAAACGUCCCAAUUUGUCAAGGUCACUAAAGAAAGGAAACCCCAGAAAGCGCAGCUUCUCGUUAAUGCAGGGCAGUUACAGUGAACGUGAGACAGUUCUCCACUCCUCGUAGCUUUUGCAACUUCUGCAGCAUCUAUGGUAAGGCACUUCGAGCCGUUCUGCGUAUUUAACUAUAAGGCAUUGACCUGUUAGAGCACCAAUGUGCCAAGUUUGCCUAGAAAUUCUCUUUCAACUUGGAAGUGGCAAAGCGCAUACCAAUGCGUUCUUUGAACGGAAGAAUCGACUUGGUCAUACCUUCCUCGCUAGUUCGUCCGCCAUACAGUUACCGUCUAUGUUCCUAUUACCGGGAAUUCAAAUGCGGUUUAGACUGCUCUGCUUAGCGGUCUCUUGCCGAAGUCAAUUUUUUAUUUAAUUGUAACGGAACUCACAGCUUUAAUUGCUGCCAGUUUAUAGCCUCCAUUAUAGCUGAGACCUCAGCUUGGAAGACACUACAGUAGUCCGGUAGUCGAAAUGAAUUGCCCAGCGAAGGGUUGCGGGAGAAGAACCCCCUACCGGGUGGAGUAUAGUAGUUUUCUGCCCAUUCCUCCCUGCGUGGGCUUUUAAUGACGAAGUUUCUAUCCGGAACCAGAGUUCAAUACAACGGUCUGUAUAGCCCGGGAGAAAUCUAUAUUUUUCCAGAAUGUAGGAGUGACCCAGGAAUCCCGAUUCCCAUUGCCCUAUCUCUCUUAGCCGAAGUACAGCAAGAGAUGCCAUAUGCCGACCCACUAAAUAUAGUGGCAUAAGAUCCAAAAAGACAUUUAAACCAGCCGUGCUCAGCGCAGGGCACUUGCCUAUAGAAUUCUGCCAGGCAGGGCACUUGCUUAUGGAGUUCUGCCAGCGUUGGGCGUACCUGAUUUAAAGCAUAAUUUGGCGUUGUCCGGAUUGCCCAACUAAUGCAGAUCAUACCAGUCCGCUUUAGUUUUCUGAGUAGAUUAAGACCUGAGGCCUUGCUCAAGGCCGGCCGCCAUACUAUAAUUCCAUAAAGGAGAAUCGGUUUAACCACCGCUGCCUACAUAUACUCCGGCUCAACCCCCAUUUCUUACCAAUUGCCCUCUUGCACGAAUAUAAGGCCACAGACGCCUCCUCAUAACGCUAGACUAUAUACUCCUUCCAGCUCAGUUUUU
This is a messenger RNA of Rhagoletis zephyria (snowberry fruit fly), 3278 nucleotides long. Its product is annotated as putative cyclin-dependent serine/threonine-protein kinase DDB_G0272797/DDB_G0274007. The record is from RefSeq and is a predicted model, not a curated record. Lineage: Eukaryota; Metazoa; Arthropoda; Insecta; Diptera; Tephritidae.